UUACUAAUGAAUCACUUGCCAUCACUGCCUCCAAGACUGGAUACUGUUGACAUGCAGUCUCCCAGAAUACCAGGUAGAAAAAGAGGAAGACCCCCGCUCCAUUCUACUCCAAUGAAAAUGGCAGUUCAUAAUCUUUAUUCUGCUCCAGCUGGCUCUUUACCAGUUGUGAAGAUCCCAAAGAAGCGAGGGAGGAAACCUGGAUAUAAGCUGAAAUCUCGUGUUCUAAUGACUCCUUUAGCCAUCUCCCCGCCAAGAAGUACACCAGAACCAGAUAUUAGUUCAAUCCCACAGGAUGCAGCUACAAUCCCCAAUUCAGCAGCCCCACAAGCCCUCACAGUCUGCAUUUAUGUCAACAAACAAGCCAAUGUGGGACCCUACCUUGAGCGAAAGAAAGUGCAGCAACUUCCAGACCACUUUGGACCUGAACGACCUUCCAUGGUGCUACAGCAGGCAGUUCAGGCUUGCAUUGACUGCGCACACCAGCAAAAAACUGUCUUCUCACUUGUCAAACAGGGCUAUGGAGGCGAAAUGGUGUCAGUUUCUGCUUCUUUUGAUGGAAAACAGCACCUCUUGAGCCUUCCGGUGGUGAACAGCAUUGGUUAUGUUUUGCGGUUCCUCAAAAAGCUUUGCCGUAGCUUAUUGUGUGACAGUCUUUUCAGCAAUCAGCCUUUUCCACAAUAUAACACUGCUGAAAACCCAGAAGAGUAUGAAAAUGGACGGAUGGAGUCAGCAGAAACAGUCAUCCCUGAAGAUUACCUGGUUGACCCAGUGACCACAAAGCACUACAGCAUAGAUCCCUCGGAUUCUGCCUUUAAUUGUAUGGGAUCUGUGUACUCUAUGAGGCAGAGUUCUGGAGAUGGACGUCAUGGUGGAGGAUCCUCUUCCUCUUGUAGUCAUCGUUCUGGUCAGCUGGCUUCUGGAGGGCCAUCAACUGCUAGUUUGAGGCAUCAGACAUCAAGCCCAACCCGAAAUGGAACUUAUCUGGAAGGAAACAGAAGUGCCUCAAGUCCUUCGCCAGAAAGACAAGAUGUCAUUCGGCCCACAAGCAAGAACCCUUUGACCUGGACGGUUGAUGACGUGGUUUGGUUCGUAAAGGAUGCUGACCCUCACGCUUUAGGACCCCACGUGGAACUCUUCAGAAAACAUGAGAUUGACGGCAAUGCUUUAUUGCUACUGAAAAGUGACAUGAUCAUGAAAUAUUUGGGCCUGAAGUUGGGACCUGCACUGAAACUGUGUUAUCACAUCGAUAAACUGAAGCAAGCCAAGUUCUGA
This is a messenger RNA of Elgaria multicarinata webbii, 1272 nucleotides long. It is a transcript of the gene SCML4, whose product is annotated as Scm polycomb group protein like 4. Gene Ontology annotation, biological process: negative regulation of DNA-templated transcription. The record is from RefSeq and is a predicted model, not a curated record. The transcript is spliced from 7 exons. Gene Ontology annotation, cellular component: nucleus. Gene Ontology annotation, molecular function: histone binding; chromatin binding. NCBI's taxonomy places the organism in Eukaryota, Metazoa, Chordata, Lepidosauria, Squamata, Anguidae. The coding region runs from base 7 to 1272 and encodes 421 amino acids.